AAUGUCCCAUUCAGUUGCUUCAUUUUCUCAUCCUGAGUACAAUUCUGGUUCAUGAGUGUGUUUGUUUUUUCCCCCCAUAUAGAGAUAAUCUGUUCUACAAAUCUCAUAAUUCUGCUGGAGGAUGAAAUCUUUGCUGAUUUUUUCAACACAUUUCUUUCUCUCCCGGUUUUCGGUCAGACACCAUUUUAUACAGUUGAAAAUGCACAGUGGAGCUUGUGUCCAGAAAUACCUCAUGACUUCAUUCCAAAGUACAAAGGAUUAUUGAGCUGGUUGGGAAAAUACCGGUUACCUUUCUUCUGUAAAACCAACUUGUGUUUCCAUUACAUUCUCUGUCAAGAGCUCAUCAGUUUCAUUAAUUCCCCAGAAGGAGCCAAGAUGAUGAGAUGGAAAAAGGCAGACCAGUGGCUACUCCAGAAAUGCAUUGGCGGGGUCAGAGGGAUGUGGCGCUUCUGUACCUACCUCAAGGGCAGUGCAGGUGAAGAGCUGGUGGAUUUCUGGAUCCUUGCUGAGAAGAUCCUGGGCAUAGAUGAGAUGGACUUGGAAUUGAGAGACCACUACCUGUCUCUCCUCCUUGUGCUGAAGGCCACCCAUCUUCAGGAGGGCUCACGGGUAGUGACCCUCUGCAACAUGAACAUAAAGUCUCUCUUGAACCUCUCCAUCUGGCAUCCCAACCAGUCAACCACCAGGCGGGAGAUCUUGAGCAACAUGCAGAAAGUGGCUCUGUUCAAACUCCAGAGUUAUUGGCUUCCCAACUUUCACACCCAUUCCAAGACCAUCAUCGCUAAGGAGGAAUCAUUGCAGAAUCUGAUUCAAGAAUAUGAGACUCGCCAGUGCAGUAUUUGCUGUAGCCAUGUAGGAGGGCUCCCUCUGAACAUGAGCAUCAAGCCCUCGUGCCACCCCCAGAAGCUGUACUCGAGCAGAAAGAUCAAGCGGAAGAUAUGGCGGUUGCUAGAUCAUGCACCGUGGUCCCUGGAAUUGGAUACCAAGUCAGGCCCCAAAUCCACAUCCUCCCAGGAGACCUGUCCUCAAGAGAGAGUGGUUAUAGAGAUGCCUUCCCUGAAAAAGGCCUCUUCAAAGGAGAGAAUAACCAGUUCCCUGGAAAAGGACAGUCUCGGUGCCAGGAAGUCCAACAUGAAGAAGAAAGCCAAGAGCCAUCUCCACAUGGAGGGCCUCUUUGAGGCCAAGAUCUCUACCCACCUGAGGACUGCCACCCCCAUCAUCCGUCACUCCCCCCGUGUGACAGUCAAGAAGGCCAUCAAGCAAAGACUCUCCUUGGGGUACACCCACUGGGCCUUGUGUGCUGAUGCCUUUGCAGGGAGCCCCUUCCGGGACCACCUGAAGAAGCAGAAUUUGAAAACCGAGGUCCAACUCCUGGACCUCUGGCAGGACCUGCACCAUUUCCUCAGUGUCCUGAUGAAUAACAGGAAGACGGGGAAUGCCGUCUUUUGGCACAUACUGGGCAACCGAAUCUGUGAGCUCUACCUGAAUGAACAGAUUGGUCCAUGCUUACCACUCAACUCCCAAACCAUUGAAGGUCUGAAGAAGCUUCUGCCUUCUGGGAGUAUGAACCCCUGGAUACCCAAAGCCCAGGAGGAGAUCUGCCAGAUGCUCAGCUCCUGGUAUGAUGAAUUCUUGAAUGAAGAGGACUACUCGUUUCUCACUUAUUCAACUCAGACCAAGGUCACCAACACGAGGUGGCAUAAGAAAGACUCUAUAAGGAAAAAAGAGAGCAUUCUUCUUUAUAAGAGAUUUGAGGUGUCCCUGUCGUUAUGCCAGAGUUUGGCUUACAUGGAGGAAAUGGACUCAGUGGAGUGGAGAAAACUAGCUACCGAGGACCUGAGACAAGACGGGUCUCUCCAGGUGGAACUGAAGUCUCCAGUGUUUCUGUCAGACAUAGAGAAAAUGUCCUUUGAGGAACUCUGCUAUAAGUUUCCGAAGGUGGCCAUAGAGAAGAUGAGUGAGGACUACAAAAAAUAUUCUGAAAAAGCACCUAUUCGUAAGAUGGAUUUCCAGUAUAAAAUCUAUCGUCAGAAAUUUAGCAAAGAGCCACGGAUACAUUCACCCCCAAGUAAGGAAGCGUCCUUGAAAAAGAUUGCUGCUGCCAAGCCUACAUUCAGACCCAGAACCCUGGAAGAAGUCUUCCUAAAUAUACAGCACUUUGAGUACUUCACGGAGUACCUCAAAGGACAGAAGGCUGAUAACCCAUUGCAAUUCCUGAUGGCCAUACAGAAGAUCAGUGUUGAGACCGAUGAACAGGUCUCCAAGUCUCUUGUUGAAAAUCUGAUGGAGACUUAUUUCUCUGGCUUAGUCCCUGCUGAAGACAUACUGCAGUGUGAUGCCCCUAUCAUCAGAGAAGUCUCUCAGAAGGGUCGUCUCAGCACAAACUCAUUGUUAACACUCCGGAACUGCAUCAUGAACUCUCUGAAUGAGAAGUGGUUUAAAGACUACCAGGAGCUGUUCCCAGAUUUCCCUCAGGAAGUGCAAACUCAAGCACGAAGCGUGUAUAGGAAGCCCUCGAAGACUUCAUCCGUGCAAAUACAUGAACCGCAGAAAAGAGUCUGGCUGAGAAUGGUCGGCUUUAUCAGGAGCUUUUGCAAGUACCGCAGAUUCAUGAGCAAUGCCAGCUUGCGCCAGGAAUUUGAAAAAUAUCUCCAACUGGAAAUUAACAACAACGAAAACUUCCCUUCAUCGCCAAAUGUAUCAGGGCGCCCAUCCCCACAUCACUCAACUGUCCGGAGUGCAGAGGAGAACGGAGAUAUAAUAUAUAUGAAGCGCCGUAUAUUUAACCACAAGGUUAUCAUUGUCAACUUUGCCACCAAUGAUAUAUAUUUCUUUUCUGAAAUGGAGAGAUUUAACAAUCUGGUGAGUUCAGCUCAUGUGCGUCACGUCAACUGGGCCUAUAACGAGAAUGACGUGAUCCUAAUGAAGUCCAAGAUUAACAUCAUCCUAAGGCUCUACCUGCAGUCUGACGUCCCUCCGAGGCUGAGGGUGAACAUCUCCGAGACCCAGAAGGAUGCCAUCAUCGCUGCCAUUGCCGAGGGCCGCCUGGACCGGCACAUCUUCCACGGGGCUAUCAUGUCUCUCUUCCCCAUCAUUAUGUACUUCUGGAAAAGGUUUUGUUCCUGGAAAGCAACCCGCUCUUACUUCCAGAAGAAGGAGAAGGUGACCAAGGAGAUAAAACUUCCUACUAAACCGGUGACCAAGUACUCUAUUUGGAGUGGAGGAGAACAUGCCAUCUUGAGAUUCUCCUUGCUCAGAGGUAUCGAGUGGUUGCGGCCCCAGCAGCGAGAUACAAUACCAAGUUCAGUCCAGAACUCUUCAUCGACGAGCAACCUGUCCCCGUUAGCACAUACCAUCUCCGCCCUUCAGCUGAUGGCUGCCGCAGGGUAGGUACCAGCUGGAAGUCCUCUUCUCCGGUGCUUAGCUUCUCUGUCCAAGUGCACCGUGGGAGACGGAAGAGAAACUUCCCAGAGACCUGGUUCCACCUUCUGACACUCGCUGGCAUGGAAGAACCAAGAAGUUGAGCUUGCUGCUUCUAGAGAGGCCUGUGGGUGUCCUCACCCACCUGCAUUAGGACAGGCCCUUGAGGAAGUUGAAGCCUUGACCCACCUCCCAGUAGAACACCAUUGCUGGAGAAAGAGAAAGAGCGACCC
Messenger RNA from Pipistrellus kuhlii (Kuhl's pipistrelle), 3653 nucleotides. RefSeq names its product regulator of G protein signaling like 1 (gene RGSL1). The transcript has 20 exons. NCBI's taxonomy places the organism in Eukaryota, Metazoa, Chordata, Mammalia, Chiroptera, Vespertilionidae. The coding region runs from base 52 to 3390 and encodes 1112 amino acids. The record is from RefSeq and is a predicted model, not a curated record.